AUGAGAGGCUGACCAAGGCAGGAGGGCAGCAGCAGGAGUUGUAAGAUCCACUGGGUGCUUUCUGGAGGCAAUGGAGGUGUCAGAUGUGUGGACCCACAGGAUGAAGAGGAGAUCACGUCUCUGCAAUGGCAAUGUCAGGAGUCCAGGGGAGGGAGGCCAGCUGCGAUGGUAGUGGCUGUAUCCAGGCCUUUGAAGUUCACAGCCGAGGGAAGGUUGUAGAGGAGGAGCCCUACAUUGCGUGGAAAUAGCCGGUGGGCUGCUGGGGAGGCUGGUAGCAUAGCACAGAGGGCUUGCGGCCGAGCUUCUCUAGGGAUGAAGCCUGCUGCAUGCACAGGCCUUUAAUGACCAAAUAUAGCCAGUAGCUAUGAGAAGCACAAUGCAUUGCCUACUGUGCAGGGACUGUGCCUCCUCCAGCAGCCCUUCUCCCACAGCUGCCCUGUGGGCGACUCACCAGAUUUGCCCAUCCUCUGCCUGUUCACCCAUAGUGCCUCUUCCCAUUCAUUCUACCAAAUGAAACCCAAAUGUCCUUCGUCUUCCCUACACACCUUCGCUUUCACUGCUGUCAUUGUUUUCUCAGUGUUCAAUUUGCCUCUGGCAAGACUAGGCAGAGAAGGCUGAGCUGGGAGGAACUGAAUUAUACCACUGUGUGAUUCACAAAGAUGACUGUGGAAAUACCCAAACCUGGCACUGUGCAAUUAAAGCUCUGUGUCAACCUGCCAUCCCAGUUUUUCCUGGAAAUCUUGUAUCUGGCUGCAUUCUCUGAUGCGUAGGAUGCUAUCUGAUGUUUUGGGAUUUAUGGGGUACAGUGUUACCACAAACCAGUCAGAAGAUGUUUAUUCACAGCGUAAGGGGGGGGUGGAUGACAUCAGAAAAUCAGACAAGAAUAUCUCGUUAUAGAAUAAGAAUCAAACAGGAAGAGAAAAUAAUUAAUCAUAGCCAAACAGGGGUCAGGGUUUGGAAGUAAUUCAGGAGGGAGGCAGGGAAUGUUUGAAGAAGUGAAAAUAAAAAGUCAGUAGGGCUCUGGAUAAAAGAAAUGGACCAAGUUCAGUGCAUCACUCAAGGCGGAAUAAUUAGAAAUGUAACAUUGCUCAGAGAGGGUCAAGUGGUGGCAAAUUUCAAGAAUACUCUUUUAAAGUGUAUUCUAGGGAAAAGGCAAGGUUGGCAACAGAGGAAUUGGUAGCUGGAAAUAGAGAGGAGACCUCAGCUGAGAGGGUAAAGGGGCUGAAUGAAGUUGUCUCAAAGGCUUUAACAUCAGGGGAUUUGAAGUAACAGAAUAAAACAACCAGGAGGCUGCACUGAGCAGAGGAGGGAGGUCGCCUCUCAGGGUGUGCUUGCUAAAUCUCUGAGGCUCAAGGAAUCAGGCUGACUAUUCCUAACAUUUUAAGACUUCACUAAAAUUAACCUCCCAGUCAUUUUUGAUGGGAGCCCCUUGCCGUGCUGGUUUACUCUGAUGCUCCUUUCCUCAAAGGCCACCUGAAAACAGGGCAGGCCAGGCAGGCUUAGUAGUAUUCAUCGCUGGGGACAGCAGCUUACCUUGUCAAGGGGAAUGGUUAUCAUAUGGGUUUGGAGAGAGUAGGAAAUAUCUCUGGCUGAAGACUUGAUCCUAACUGGGAAAGCACAGCUGCCUUAGGCAAUGUAUGUAGUGCUUCAUAUGUGCCUCAUUCCUGUGCACCCCAAAUUAGCUCAGAAAGCACUUUUGUUCCCUUCUUGAGGAUGCACUGAGGUUCCCCUGGAGUCUGGUUUGCCCCUUGUCUUGUCCUUGUGCUUAACUUCCUGCUUCUGAAUGUGCUGUGUUAGAAGAAACUGAUUCUUUUCCAGGACUACAGGAUUACUGAAGUCAGUGUUUCUCCUGCCAGCAAGAACAGUUUGUUUUAUCCCCAGAGAGCACUUUCAGGACCAUGCAACAUUCGUGGCCACUCCUGAGCAGUUGAUACACACCAGAGAAAUCAGAUGAAGAUUAAAUCCAACUGUUCUUCAGCUUUCUGGCAAAGCUGAGUCAAAACAAGUGGUGGCAAAAGUUAAAGGUGUUACUUCAGGGAUGAAUUUGGACCUGCUUGACUUCGGAUUGGAGCUGAUGCUGCACAAACUCUGCCCUUUCAGCCAGGGCUAGGGACAUUUUCACCAGGCAAAUGUCAGUCCCUUACUGCUUCUCUUAGCUGGCAGAGCAAGGGUACUGUGCUCAGCUUCAUGCACCUGUAGAUCUGUGGACCCUCCAAGCAGGGAUGGCAGCAGGUCUGUGAGCAAGGAGCUGCUGCUUUCUGCUCCGGUGGAGAGGCCACAAUUAGCACCUGUAUGCUCUCAGCUGUCAAGCCGAUGUCCCUUAGAUUAUUUAUAUAACCUGGAAAAUUCUGUAGGUUCUGCUAAUCAACUCCAUCGCUGGUAAUUACCAUGUUACAUCAUUCCUCUCCAAGCCUGAUCCUUUAUUAGCAUACUCCAGGAGCCAUCUGCCCAUCCAAAUCAUCUGCAGCCUCAGGGGAGCUGCAAGGGACGUGACAUCCUCGCAACACAACCUUGUUUGUCAGUGGCAUAGUAAGGAGGUUGAGAGGGAUGGCAAUGGCCUUCCCUUGACAAGUUCAGUGCAGUGAAUGUGAGCAGUGCUUAGAGGGAGGGGACCUGUGAGUUACCAUCCUGUCCCACAGCACCCUGUGCCUUCUUCCCUCAGCCCAUUCUCUGAGCCCACCAGAGCCCUCAGCCCAGUGCUGGCCUAGGCCAAUCAUGGCAGCUCCCUCCUUUCCUUUCAUUUCACAUUUCCAUGCAAUUUCCCUGGCUUUCAAGAACAAGACUUCAAGGCACAGGUAGAAGUAAUGUAGUCCCUUAGUAAAAGGGCUGUUUGGGGUUGGGUUGGGGUUUUUUUGUUUAUUGUUUGUUGUUGUUUUGUUGGUUUUGUUGUUGUUGUUUUUUGUUGGUAGGUUGGUUGGUUUUUGUUGUGGAUUUUUUUAUUUUCUUGGAUAAAGGCUCCGUUUUGUUUGGCAGGUCCCUGAUACAAAGCAUCUGAUAAUUCCACCAUUAUUAAAUACCUUUAGCAAUAAAUCACCGAAGAUGGAAGUCAAGGUAAAAUCAAAAGGUACCAAAGGAAUAGACUAAAAAUAGGGUGAAUUGUGAAAGGGCUGGAAAGAGGACACUCCUACAAGUGUCGUGCACAGCUCUGAGCUUACUGAGCAUUUUCUUUAGCGAGUUGGUAAGAAGAGUUGCUGUGCUGCAGGGAACUGCCCAGCAGGAGACAGAGCUGCACAUCCAGGGGAGCAAGAUGGGGGAACUGACUCUCAAAGACAUGCGGAAAACCACCAAGUGAGGUUUAUGCAGUGCUUUGCUCCAUACCUGCAGCAAAACAGAAGGGGCCCAGAAGGUGGUCCUGUGUCUGACAGGUGAAGCAUCACUGUCUUAACAGGUUUCAGGUAACUCCUGCAGUGAAAGGUGUAUGAGCCUAACUUUGUUGCCAUCUGAAACAGGCAGUAUGGUUUAUUCAAAUGGAAAAAGCAAGAACGAGGAAGGGAUUAAGAGUUUGCAGUGGGCUUCUGUGGGGUCAGUGUCCCUGGGAGGGAUGGCAGGAAGGCCCCUUGCAGGCUGAGCCUCAGGAUGGCAGAUCGAAGCUUAGCUGCUGCAGGUGUGCCUUGCAGCAGCAGCAGCCUUGUACUGCUGGUGCUAUUUAAAAAGCAGCAGCAGGCUGGAGACUUGUGCUGAGCAAUUCUGCAGAGCCAAUGAAGGCACUUUCUAUAUGCCUGUACGUAAAUGCAUAUCUUGAAUGUGGGGGGAGCCUUGAUAUCUGAUGGUGUCACAGAAUAGCAAGCAGCUGUUUCUGUAAAGGAAGAGACAUAGGAGACCUCCGAUGAGACUGAUGAUUAUUGCCAUGCUUAUGAGAAAGAGGAGGAUGUUGCAGGCUGUCACCACCAGUGACCACGCUGAACAAGCCACAACCCAUCAUGGGCAGGUGUUAUAGGCUGAAGCAGAGCCUCAAGUAACAACCUUGCAGCUGUGCAGUGGGAUCUGCCGAAGCCACAGCCCAGCUCCUCCCCACCUGGGGCUGUGCAGCAGCAGUGUGACAGAGUUAAGGGGUUGCCAGCAUAGGGCCUGCAUGUGUGCCUAAUGAAAAUACAGGAGUGUGGCAUCAGUGGGCUUGGUGCAUUGGUGCCAUGUGUACAACAUCAGUGUUCUGGGGCUCUUUUCCUUGGGGUAGGCUGAACAUGAGAGAAGCGCUGGUAGAUCUUAUCUCAGUGUUAGCAUCUUUAUUAAAACAGGUUCGGCGCUCGCUGCACUCGGGGUGGGGAGUGUAAAAAUGUGGGAUCCUUGCAGUGCUUUGUGGGAACGCUGUGUGUGUGUGUGUGUGCGCACAGUUUGUGUUACAGGCGGCUAUGCGGAGGCAGCGGGGGCCUGGCGAGAUCGGAGAGAUUCAGUAAUAAAGAGGAACAGCGCGGGUGGGUAGGGCCGGGCCGGGCAGCGGGGCGGUGCUCGGCGGGGGCUUGACAAGGCUCAGCUGUGUGGCUCGGCCGUGCCGUGCCGUGCCGGUGGGACCAUGCCGUCCUACACCGUCACCGUGGCUACGGGCAGCCAGUGGUUCGCGGGCACCGACGACUAUGUGUACCUGAGCCUGGAGGGCACUGCGGGCUGCAGCGAGAAGCACCUCCUGGACAAACCCUUCUACAACGACUUCGAACGCGGCGCGGUUGACUCCUAUGACGUGACGGUGGAAGAAGACCUUGGAGAAAUUCAGCUAAUAAAAAUUGAGAAACGAAAAUAUUGGUACCAAGAUGACUGGUACCUUAAGCACAUCACUGUCAAAACACCACUGGGCGAUUACCUGGAAUUCCCAUGUUACCGUUGGAUUACGGACGAGAAAGAAGUUGUCCUUCGAGACGGAAGAGCAAAGCUCCCCCGGGAUGACAAGACCCAGAUACUCAAGCAGCACAGACGCAAAGAGCUUGAGGAUCGUCAGAAAAUGUACCGCUGGAAGGAGUGGCAUCCUGGCUUUCCAUUGAGCAUUGAUGCCCAUUGUCACAGUGAGCUGCCCCGUGACAUCCAAUUUGACAACGAGAAAGGAAUCGACUUCAUUCUGAACUACUCCAAAGCGAUGGAGAAUCUCUAUAUCAACCGUUUUAUGCACAUGUUCCAGUCUUCCUGGAGUGACUUUGCAGAUUUUGAGAAGAUCUUUGUGAGAAUCAGUAACACAAUCUCUGAAUAUGUGAUGCAGCACUGGAAAGAAGAUUUUAUGUUUGGCUACCAGUUCCUGAAUGGCUGCAAUCCUGUGCUGAUACGGCGAUGCACAGAGAUUCCCAAGAAAUUGCCAGUGACCAGUGAUAUGGUAGAAUGCAGCCUGGAGAGGAACUUGACCCUGGAGGAAGAAGUGAAGCAAGGAAACAUUUUCAUUGUGGACUAUGAACUGCUGGAUGGCGUGGAUGCCAAUAAGACAGACCCAUGUACAAUACAGUACUUGGCUGCACCCAUCUGUUUGCUGUACAAGAAUCUGGAGAAUAAAAUAGUACCCAUUGCAAUCCAGCUUGGUCAAAAGCCUGGACCAGAAAAUCCCAUUUUCCUUCCUUCAGAUGCCACCUAUGACUGGCUGCUGGCCAAAAUUUGGGUUCGCUCAUCUGAUUUCCACAUCCACCAGACAGUGACCCAUCUCUUACGGACACACCUUGUCUCAGAGGUGUUCAGCAUUGCCAUGUUCCGGCAGCUGCCUGCUGUACAUCCCCUCUUCAAGCUGUUGGUGCCACACAUGCGAUUCACAAUAGCCAUCAACACCAAAGCUCGAGAACAGCUCAUCUGUGAAUGUGGCCUUUUUGACAAGGCAAAUGCCACAGGUGGAGGAGGACACGUGCAAAUGGUUCAGAAAGCAAUGAAGGAUCUGACUUACAGCUCACUCUGCUUCCCUGAAGAUAUCAAAGCUAAGGGGAUGGACAGCAAAGAGGAUAUCCCCUACUACUAUUACCGAGAUGAUGGCAUUAGAGUUUGGGAGGCAAUAAAGAGUUUUGCAGAGGAUGUGAUUCAAAUCUACUACGAGAGCGAUGAGGUGGUGUGUGAAGAUGUGGAACUCCAGGCCUUCGUCAAAGACAUUUACAUGUAUGGGAUGAGGGGCGUGAAGGCCUCAGGGUUUCCUAAGGUGAUCAAGACACGGGAGAAGCUAGCAGAAUAUCUCACAGUGAUAAUAUUCACCACAUCAGCCCAGCACGCAGCUGUGAAUUUUGGUCAGUAUGACUGGUGCUCCUGGAUUCCCAAUGCCCCACCGACAAUGCGCUGCCCUCCUCCGACAGAAAAGGGGACAGUCACCAUUGAGCAGAUUGUGGAGAGUCUGCCAGACAGAGGGCGUUCUUGUUGGCAUCUGGGAGCUGUCUGGGCCUUGAGUCAGUUCCAGGACAAUGAACUGUUUCUGGGCGUGUAUCCGGAUGAACAUUUUGUGGAGAAGCCGGUGAAAGAGGCGAUGGCAAAAUUCCGCAAGAAUCUGGAUGAGAUCGUCGGCGCCAUCACUGAGCGCAACAAGAACAAAAAGCUCCCUUACUACUACCUGUCCCCAAAUCGCAUUCCCAACAGUGUUGCUGUUUGAGCAACAAGGAGAGCUCAGCAGAGCAUAAACCCAGUGCAUGUUUUCCUGUUACAUAUGGUUCACAUUAGAGACCUUUCAGAAAUUUGUAAAAUAACAAACAUGCCCUCUCCAUCGGAGCUGACCCAUGCUCUAUUUUGGCUUUCAAAGCAAAUUUAACUAUGACAAAUCUUGCACACAGUUUAGCUGGCGACUCCUUAGGUCAAAUUUUUUACAAGCUUGUAUCACCAAGAUUUUUAUAUUACCCUUAGAAUCAAUACCUGCAUUAGUGUUAGCUUUCCCUUUCCCAAUCAAAACAAAGAAAUCACAGAAAUUACACUGCUUUCAAGCUGAGUACUGCCACGCUGUGUGUGAGAAUUGGACAUAGCAGUGAAAAGGUACUGAAUGAAGAUGGGUGUCUUCACAUUCCUCAUUUCGCUCAUCUGAUUCAAUGAAAAUAGUAUCAGGAGCAAUAAACAGGUCUUUUAAAUCCUUCCUAUUUUUAAUAGAUGAUGCUCAUGACUUGAAUUCAUAGUCUUUCAAGUUUGUGUGUUGUUCAUAAACUGAUUUAAAAACUUACAUUACGUAUUUUCACUACAACUUUGAAUGCUCCAGUCAGGAUGAAGGUAAAAGCAGAGCAUUUUUGUAACACAGACAAGAGUUUUUAUCACCUUCUUGUAGCGAAGUCACUUUUCUCAUCUAAAAUGAGAAAAUCUGGUUUAUAGGAAAUGACUUAUUUUAUCUAUAUGUACCUAUGUAUUUUCUACAUAAAACUAGUAAGGUUUGUUUCAGCAUCUGCCAGAAGAGUUCUCUGUCACUGAUAUGCAUGGCAAAUGUUUUGCUUGGCACAGUAAUAAGUACAGACUUAGUGGUAUUCUCAGCUUCAUUGCUGAGAAGGCUGGGCAUUGUGGGCAGCUUCUUUUGUUCUGGGAGGGAAGAAAAUGCUACUUUCUAUAAAGGUUAUGGAGAAAGGUCAAAUAAUGGCUUCUAAGAAGGAUCCUUGGAUUUGACCAAUUAAGUAUAAUCUGUUCCACCUUAGAGAUGUCUGAGUUGUGACUGUUAUAUUCAGAGAUGAUUAGGCUCAAGUAUCUGGGCUUUGGUUAAAGGUUAGGAGUCACAGAGAUAACAAAAGGGAAAAGUGAGGUUUAGGAAAUCUAAGAGCAGUAGUUUAAUUAAUAACACUUCUGCAUUUUUCCCAGAUUUUUUGUACUAGUGGUGUAAGCUGCAGUGUUUGUUUUGUUAUUUGUUUUUUAAAUAUAUGAGAAAGCUGCUUAUGCUAAUAAAACAGAACUGAAUAAGAAAAUCUAGCUUUUAUUUCUUAACUCACUUUCUAAUGCUCUAUGUUUUGGAGAACUUGUUAGGAAUAUAAGGCUUAUAUAAGGAAGAUAAGGUGUUGUGUAGAGAAAUGAAGCUCCUGUAUGUUGAGAAAAUACAGUUAUUUCUGUCACUCUUGUGAGUUUCAAAUAAGAUUGGUGUUAAAGUGUCCUUCAUGCUUCAUAUGAAAUACAGAAUCAGAAAGGACAACUAUUUUAGACCCUUGAUGGUAGUCUGAUUUCCUUUUUCUUCUACCAGUGAAAGAGCUUCAGCAAAAAUGUGGACAGUGAGGACACUUCCUUCUCUUGAGGAAGUAUGCUUAUGACUUGUGUGUUUUCUUCUUACCACAGCCCAUGAGAAUGAUGGCUGCAGGCACCAAGGCGUGCGAUUGUAAGUGGUGAUGGAAGACAGACAGAGGGCCAGAGACCAUAGCAUGCAAACCACAGAAACAAAAAAAAAUGCUGAAUUUCACAACAAGCUGAUGCAAUAUAUCCAGUUCAUGCUCCUAGCUCAUGUUCUUCCCCUGUAUAUGGUGAAUGUCUUAUUGCCUCAGCCUUCCUAUAAUAAUGAUCUGCACAGUCGAGCACUUCUCUGGAAAAAAUAUAGAGAACCUGAGGCCUGGUCUCUUGCAUCUGUUCCCUUGCAUCCCACCCUGUGGACCUGGGUCUGAGGGGAAGUUUGGGGAAUUUGUUGUGCAGCUUUCAAGGUGGAUGCCUGAUUUAACUGCAGCAGAGGCUGUGGAAUGAUGUGAGGAGGUUAAAGGUAACACUAUCACUAUUAAGGAAGCAAAUACGAGCAAAUACCAAAGUAAUUAUUUUCUCCCAGCUUAUUCCCUGCUCCCUUUACACCAGUCAGCAUUCACCAGAAAGAGACCUUCUUGUGUGUGGCCUGUGAGUUGUUUCACUGCAUCCUGCUUGAACAAAUGUGUCCCUGAGGUCAUGUUUCUAAGGUCCUGUAGUGUCCACUCCCAAGAUUACUUCUGGGCAAACAUGAAAGGACCAACCCUCUCUGAAGUGGGUCUCAAGUGAGUGCACUCAACUGAGUGAUAGAUGUGAGAUGAUGCACAUUUAAAGGAUAUUUAACAGGUUUGAAAAGUCAGUGGCAUGUGUCUUGGCUGGAUGGCUGAUGGCCAGUAUGUAACCUGCCUUCUCAGCUCCAGCACCCUUGCUGUCUUUCCCAGUUGCAGUGAUUUCUUUAUCGACUGGGAGUCGUUCACUGCUGAAUGCUCUGGCAGAGAUUCAGAAGGCUCUGUUAUCUCUGUCCUCCUCACAGUGCUUGGUCACAGAAGAGGGCACUUCAACUAUGAAACACCAUUAGUGGUAGUGAGAAUAGGAGAAUACUUCCCAGCACCUUUGGCUUUACAAGUAGAGGAGAAACCCUAAUGCUUUCUCCACAGACAAAUUACAAAAAAGAGGAGAAAAGGAGGACUUGAGAGGAAGAAGAGGCAUUAACAGGAGGACAAGCAUUUCCCUGAAUAUUUGAUUUUUUGGGCUCAUUGGUGACAGGGAGGACUUAGCCCCCUGCAGCCAUCCCUGCUCUCAUCACUGACCUCCCAUGUUUUCCCCCUUUAGCGGACUGAGAUUCAGGUUAAUUCUCAAGCUCUCUUCUGGGUUGCAUGAGAGAAUACCCUCCCAGCCACCUGCCCAGUUGGGUUGCCAUUGCUCUGUCCCAUUCCUCUGCCCAAAGGUGAUUCAGUUCCCUAUUCACACCCAUACAGUUCUAGUGGGCAGAUCUUAUGUUCCUGUUUGGCUACUCAGAAUUUUUUGCUCCGUUGCGUACAGGGCAGAACAGGAAACAUCCCCCAGAAUAUUUGUUUCUAAAGAGCAAAUUUUAAUCAGCAUCUGAUUUUCCUACUGCAGGAGUAGCUAAGUGGUAUCUUAAGAAGUAAUUGUAUGUGCUGAGAUGUAGCACAGAGUGCUUACUGUGUAUCAUUUGUACAAUAAAGAGGAAU
Lagopus muta (rock ptarmigan) is the source of this 9776-nucleotide messenger RNA. RefSeq names its product arachidonate 5-lipoxygenase (gene ALOX5). The transcript has 14 exons. Gene Ontology annotation, molecular function: iron ion binding; arachidonate 5-lipoxygenase activity; protein binding. Bases 4511 to 6535 code for a protein of 674 amino acids. The record is from RefSeq and is a predicted model, not a curated record. NCBI's taxonomy places the organism in Eukaryota, Metazoa, Chordata, Aves, Galliformes, Phasianidae. Gene Ontology annotation, biological process: lipid oxidation; linoleic acid metabolic process. Gene Ontology annotation, cellular component: nuclear envelope.